This is a messenger RNA of Alternaria novae-zelandiae, 1572 nucleotides long. RefSeq lists its product as uncharacterized. NCBI's taxonomy places the organism in Eukaryota, Fungi, Ascomycota, Dothideomycetes, Pleosporales, Pleosporaceae. The record is from RefSeq and is a predicted model, not a curated record. Gene Ontology annotation, molecular function: catalytic activity. Gene Ontology annotation, biological process: base-excision repair. The transcript has a single exon. The coding region runs from base 1 to 1572 and encodes 523 amino acids.
AUGGCACGAGCAACCAGGAGCUCCGCCAGGGCUGAUGCCGUGCAAGCGCCAUCCAUUGGCCAAGAACCAGUACAAUUGUCGAGUCCACCGACUACCCCAGAGGCGCGCAAUGGACGAAAGAGGAAAGCAGUCAAGGUCGAAGAGUCGCCAGACGCGACUUCCAAGAAAGCGCCCGUCACACCAAAGAGCACCAAACGCGCAAAGAAGUCGGCCGUGAAACAGGAGGAUAUCAACGAACUCCCACACAAUCUUGGUGCUAUUCCUUCCCUCCCAGUCAAGAGCGAGGAGGAAGAGAGUAAGCCCUCAGCCAAGAAGCCUAGGAGGUCUGCAAAGACAGCGAAACCGAAGAAAGAGGAAGUCGGGGACCUCGUUGCCAAAGCGACUACCACCACCGACGCGUCACCCAAGAAAAAGAGCAAGGCCAAGACAGGGGGCUAUGGCCUCACUCCAGGCCAGACACCAUAUCCAAACUACCCUCAUCCUACGGCCGAAGAAUGCGAAGAGGUGACGCGUCUCCUUUCCAAAGUCCACGGCAAGGUCGAAGCCCCCAAGACCAUUCCCGCGCCCUCUCUUGAAGUUUCCGGUUGUGGAGAAGUGCCAUCCGUCCUCGAUGCCCUCAUUCGAACACGUCUAUCGGCAGCGACGUCCGGCACCAACUCAUCUCGCGCAUUCGCUGGUCUCGUCGCGAAGUUCGGCAUCCUGAAAGAAGGCGUUGGCAAAGGCAGUGUAGAUUGGAACAAAGUACGACAAGCAGAUCAGAAGGAGAUCUUCGAGGCGAUCAAGAGCGGCGGACUCGCAGACGUGAAGAGCAAAGACAUCAAGAAGAUCCUGCAAAUGGUCUGGGAAGAGAACCAAGCGCGACGCGACGAGCUGUUGUCUUCAUCAGACAAAGCCCCUGGCUCCGCGAACGAGGCCGAAGGCGAGAAACACGCAGAGGUCGAGAAGGCAGAUCAGAACAUCGUCUCACUCGACCACCUGCACCUCCUCUCCAACGACGACGCCUUCAACGCACUAACAAAGUACCCCGGCAUCGGCCCCAAAACCGCAUCCUGCGUCCUCCUCUUCUGCCUCCAACGCCCCUCCUUCGCCGUAGACACCCACGUCUUCCGCCUGUGUAAAUGGCUAGGUUGGGUACCUCCCCCAGGCGAUCCCACAGGCCUUGCACCCGGCGCAAAAGGUACCUUCGCAGGCGCAAACCGGAACUCAACGUACGCGCACUGCGAAGUCAGAGUGCCGGAUCACCUCAAAUACCCGCUUCACCAAUUGCUCAUCAAACACGGAAAGAGCUGUCCGAGGUGUCGCGCGAUAACGGGAGAGAGCAGUGAAGGAUGGGAUGAGGGGUGUCCGAUUGAUCAUCUUGUACAGAGGACUGGUGGGAGGAAGGAGGGUGGUGGUAGUCCUGUUAAGGGAGGUAGCGCAAAGAAGGCCAAGGGCAAGAAGAAGGUUGUGGAUGAGUAUGAGAGUGAUGCAAUGAGUAGCGGACUGAGUGACGCGGAGAGCGAUGUGUUGAGUGAUGUGGUUAGCGAUGCGGAGGUGGAGGAGUCAGAGGCAGAAGCAUCAGCGUCCGAGUGA